Panicum virgatum (switchgrass) is the source of this 2305-nucleotide messenger RNA. RefSeq names its product translation initiation factor eIF-2B subunit delta-like. The record is from RefSeq and is a predicted model, not a curated record. NCBI's taxonomy places the organism in Eukaryota, Viridiplantae, Streptophyta, Magnoliopsida, Poales, Poaceae. The transcript is spliced from 7 exons. Bases 77 to 1915 code for a protein of 612 amino acids.
CUGGCUCUUGCUCGCUCGUCUCUCUCGUCUCGCGUCCCACCCCAAACCCCAAUCCAAACCCUCGCUGUCCGCGGUCAUGGAUCUCCGCCGGCCGCCGCGCUCCUCGUCUGGCGGCGUGGAGCCCAAGAUCCGCCAGGUAGGAUUCUUCACCCCGGACGCAUCCGCCCCAUCCGAGCCCCUCCCCCCGGCCGCCGCUGUCCCGGCGCCGUCGGCGAAGCAGGGGGCUGCCGCGGGGUCGCCGCCGGCGUCGGACGACCUCUCCCCCGGCCGGCUCUCCCCUGUCAUGAUCCCUCCCCCGCGCCACGCCGACCUUCUGGCCCCCGGCUCGCCAUCUCCCGCUGCGGCGGACGCCGUCCUCGCCACCUCGGCGCCGGCGCGUUCGUCCGCGCGUCUCGACGUCGCGUCCGAGAUCGCCGCCGCCGACUCCUGGUCCCGGGCACCUUCUGCCGCGGAGCUAGAAGAAAACAAGCAUGGUUUGGCUGAAAUACGGAAUGUCGGUGCGCCAGCCUCCAUUCCACAGAAGCAGAAGACUUCAAAGGCAGAGAGGCGUGCUAUUCAGGAGGCUCAACGUGCUGCUAAAGCUGCUGCGAAGGAGGCAGGAAAGUCUGCCGGCGCUGCUUUUGUGGCUGGUCCUGUCACUUCCAAGCAAACCAAGUCAGCAAAAAAUGCUCAAAAGAAAGAUGUGCCCCAAGCUGCAAGUACAGUUGCUUCUGAGAAGAAAGUUACUGAACGCCUUCCAGAAAGAGAAAGAAAGUUAGAUGCCCCUCAUCCCCGAAUGCAGUUUGAUGAUGUGCAUAAGGUGGAGAAAGCAAAAAAACGUGCAGUAGUCAACCAAUCAGAAGCUCGAAACAGGGUUGAAUUGUUUAGGCAUCUGCCCCAGUAUGUGCAUGGCACUCAGCUUCCUGAUCUCGAGUCAAAAUUCUUUCAACUUGAACCAAUGCAUCCUUCUGUAUACAAGGUUGGGCUCCAAUAUUUGUCUGGUGAAGUAUCUGGUGGCAAUGAUCGUUGCAUAGCAAUGCUUCUUGCAUUCAGAGAGGCAAUAAAAGAUUACACUACACCUCCAAAUAAAACUCUCAGCAGAGAUCUUACUGCAAAAAUCAGUAGUUAUGUGUCAUUUCUGAUUGAGUGUAGGCCUCUUUCAAUUAGCAUGGGCAAUUCUAUUAGGUUUCUGAAGAACAGGAUUGCCAAGCUAUCACAUACAUUGUCAGAAUCUGAAGCCAAAGCUAGUCUUCAGUCUGAUAUUGAUCGUUUUAUCAAUGAGAAGAUAGUUCUUGCAGAUAAGGCUAUUGUCAGCCAUGCCAUCACAAAGGUCAGAGACAAUGAUGUCUUGUUGACAUAUGGAUCGUCAUUGGUUGUUGAAAUGAUUUUGGAUUAUGCUCAUGAGCUUGGGAGGAAAUUUCGUGUUAUAGUAGUAGAUUCUCGUCCAAAGCUUGAGGGGCAGGGAUUACUGCGAAGAUUAGUGGCAAAGGGCAUCAACUGCACAUAUACACACAUAAAUGCCAUCUCAUACAUCAUGCAUGAAGUUACCAGAGUCUUCUUGGGUGCCUCCUCAAUAUUGUCAAAUGGAACAGUUUAUUCUAGAGUUGGAACAGCAUCUGUGGCUAUGGUUGCACAUGCCUUUGGAGUUCCAGUUCUCGUUUGUUGUGAGGCAUACAAAUUUCAUGAGAGAGUGCAACUUGAUUCUAUAUGUGCUAAUGAGCUUGGUGACCCAGAUGUCAUUUUGAAAGUUCCUGGGAAGGCAGAGGACCAUCUUAAGAAUUGGGCAGACAAUGCAAAUCUCCAACUUCUAAAUCUUACGUACGAUGCAACACCUCAUGACUAUGUGUCGAUGAUCAUAACAGACUAUGGAAUGCUUCCACCCACCAGUGUACCAGUCAUUGUGAGAGAAUACCGCAAGGAGCAGUUGUGGAUAUAAAUUCACUGCAGUCUGCAGUAUGAUAGCAUUUUUGGUGGCCCUUAUUGCCUAAUGGCGACUUGUGAUAAUGUCUCACACUGUCAGCCUGAGAGGAUUUUUGUUUGCUCUUGUUGCCUUGUUUACCAUGAGAUGGUUCAUCCAGUUUUGCGAUCACCUGUUUAACUUGUAACUCCAUGAAGGCCGCACUCUGACACCCAUGGGAUGAUACUGGCCCUCUUACAUUGCUGAGUUGAUGAAUGCCAUCUUUGAGUAUUAUUUCCCAAAAUUUUCUUCAUGGUAGCAAACAUCCAUACGUUCGCCAAUUAUUUCAACGGAAAUGCCAACUCCAACCAUGGAGAACGCUGUAUUGUGCACUUUGACAUGGUCUCAGCUGCAUAAUGUUGGUUGCUA